AUGGGAUCCAAGGAAAUUUCCCUGCUAAUAGUUCUUUUGGUGGUGGAAAUCGAUUGCAAGUUUGAGUUCACAAACUUUGAAUGCACUUCCUUUAAGAAGAGUCUCGGGGAUUUCGAGUACUGCUAUCUCAAGUCUAUGAAUCGCAGCUACAAAUAUAUAUCCGGAAGAUAUAAGUUGAAUCAAAUCCCUUUUAUGAAUUUUAAGAUUAAUUUCAUAUUGUGGAAACGUUUAAGUGGAUACAAGCCAUUUCUGUACAAUAUAACGAUAGAUGCCUGUAGAUUUCUUGGAAAUCCAAAAUCAAACCCAGUCAUGAAAUACGUCUUCGAUUCCUUCCAAGAAUAUUCCAAUAUAAACCAUUCAUGCCCCUACAGUCACGACUUGAUUUUGGAAAAGCUUCCCAUUGACUUCAUGAAUCACCGAGUCACAGAAAUUCUUCCAAUUCCAGAGGGAAGUUACCUCAUUCAACUUCGUUGGAUUCAAUCAAAAUCCCUUAUUGCCGAGAUGAAAAUCUAUUGUAAUAUUUCAUAA
Molecule: messenger RNA, 528 nt
Organism: Drosophila eugracilis
Lineage: Eukaryota; Metazoa; Arthropoda; Insecta; Diptera; Drosophilidae
Exons: 4
Coding region: 1-528 (175 amino acids)
Source: RefSeq, a predicted model, not a curated record